AUGGAACAACCCAAAGUCCAAGCCACCUGCCCGGAUAAAGCAAUGGGGACUUCACUUCAACCCUACGACUUUAAGAUUGUCUACAGGAAGGGAGCUGACAAUCCUGCUGAUUACAUGUCUCGACAUCCGCUUACAGCUCAGACUUUCGGAAGCACGAGAGCUUCCAAGAUUGCAGAGGAAUAUGUCAACUUCAUAUCGCAGUUGGCUACGCCCAAGGCAAUGGUGCUGGACCACAUCAAAGCAGAGACACUGAAAGAUGACAUUCUGCAACAGAACAAGUUCACAACACCGUACAGCAAGGAACCACUCACAGUCACUAACGUGAAAGGCUCCAUGGUGACAGCUAAACGGAAUGACCAUACCAUCACUAGGGACAGUUUGUUCUUCAAGAAGAUCCAUCCCAUGGCGCAGCAAGACCGACUGCCACCACUCGACUACGACGUGGAUCCUGAUCCUGAUGAUGGCAAUGAUCACUCAGAACCAGCACCUACACCGCCUAGAUAUCCAGUCAGGCAGCACAGACACUACCUGGUUGGAAUCCCGACAAUUCUAGAAGCUGGAGCUGACACCAAUUUCUGUGCCAGUCUUCUGCAAGUCAAUGACCUUCUGACUAUGACUGUCUCUUUAAACUCUAAAGAAGCAAAUAUUAUCCUCUUCAAUGAGGCAUCCGGCGAAGACUUCCAUAAGUGCAUCAGUUUUAAGGUUCCGCUUCCAAACAGCAAUGAAGAGAUAAGGGAACUUGUCGUGGAGGUAAAAGGUGCAAAAUUCUACUCACGAGAGGUCAGUAAAGUCUUGAUCAAGGUCUAUGAACCGAUGACCUUCGUGCAAACAGAUAAACCCAUCUACCUCCCAGGACAAACAGUGCAAUUCCGAGUUGUAUCCCUGGACACCAAGUUCAGACCUGCCUUCCAGAUGUACAAAACCAUUACGAUUGAGGAUCCAAACAGGAACCUCAUUGGACAGUGGCUGAACGAAACAUCCAGCAGUAAAAUUUUGCAGCUCUCUCACUCCCUGAACUCGGAGGCGCAGGAAGGAGAGUACCAAAUCAUGGUGGAGGUGGAGGAAUCGAUAAUAUUCCAGAGCUUUAAAGUGGAGAAAUAUGUUUUGCCAAAGUUUGAUGUAACAAUAGAAGGACCGGAUGAAGUGACAGUCGUAGAGGAUAACAUCAUCUUUGACGUGUGUGCACAGUACACAUAUGGACAGCCUGUGGCAGGUACUGCCACACUUAAGGUGUGUCGACCGGUGUAUACCUAUUUUGGUUCUCCUUUUGAGGGCCGAUAUAAUAACUUUGAGAUACCACCACCAUGCUACGAGGACACAGAGCAGACAAACAACAAAGGCUGUGCCACCUUCACUGUGAAGAUGUCCGAUUUUACAAAAAGUUCCCUAGGUUCAUUUCAAAAUGUACUGGAAGUCAAUGCUGAGGUGAAAGAAAUGGGGACAGAUAUUGAACAAAAACAGUCCAAAACGACUCAAAUUUCCCAAGUGAUUGGAAAGCUGUCAUUUGUGGAUACACCUAAAAUUUAUGAGAAAGGAUCAAAUGUGGAAGGAAAAGUUCAAGCAGUCCACUACAACAAUACUCCAAUUGCCGGCAUGGUUUUGUACCUGCUGGAGGGUCAGGGGUGGAAGCCGUCUCUCCAGAAGACUCUCAGAACAGACAGGGAUGGUUUCGCAACGUUCUCAAUAAACACUACUUACCUUUACGGCGACAUAAGUAUAUAUGUUAGCAGUACACCAAACCUUUACAAUGAUUAUGGAACCUCUUACUAUGAAAUUGGAGAGCACACGGUGUCCCUGGUUCAAGAACCUAAUCCUCAUACGAAGACAGCCAGCUACCUGCAGGUGAAGGAGAUGAAGGAGACCAUUCCUUGUCACUCAGAUGAGGACAUCACCAUCAGAUAUGCUGUAGCUGGAGAGUCUCAGGGCACCGCAGAUAUCAUUUAUCUGGUCUUAUCCAGAGAAACGAUUGUCUUUCAAGGAGCUCAACGGAUUGUUGUAAACGAAAAAUCAGUGACUGAGGGUGAGACGACGUUCCAGUUGCACAUUUCUCCAGCGAUGGCACCAGCUGUCCAGAUUGUUGCAUAUGCUGUGCUUCCUAGUGCUACUGUGAUUGCUCACAGUGCUGAGUUCACUACUGAGAAAUGCUUCAGUGACAAAGUCUCGGUGGAGUUUCGUCCAUCUUCAGCUGUCCCAGGAGAAGAAACCACCUUGCAAGUGAAAGCCGAGCCAAACUCUCUUUGUGGGGUGAGCGCUGUUGACCAGAGUGUCCUCAUUAAAGAGCCCGGAAAGACCUUAGAUGCAGAUAAGAUAUUUACAUUGUUGUACAUCAUAAAAUCCUCAUAUGUUCCAAACGAAGUUCAAGAUCCAGUGAAAUGCUUACACGUCAGACCAAGAAGAUCUAUUUUGCCGUUCCCUGUGGAUAACAGGAAUGAUCCUUUUACCGUUUUCCGGAAUAAUAGACUGAAGAUGGUAACAAAUUUGGCCAUUUGCCAGGAGUUUAAAAGAAGAGAAAUCUACUACGAUGCUCUUCCACCUAUGGCAUCCGAACGUGCUCAAAUGGGAGGAGGAUUGCCCAGUGACGGCCCAAUUCAGACAAUCCGCAGCUACUUCCCAGAGACUAUGUUGUGGAGCCUUGUGGAAGUCGGAAACUCUGGCAUGCAGGAUGUGGCCAUAACUGCCCCGGACACCAUCACCACAUGGGAGACUGAGGCUUUCUGCCUGUCCUCUCAGGGUUUUGGAUUGGCUCCUCGUCAAAAGUUAACAGUCUUCCAGCCUUUCUUCCUAGAGCUCACUCUUCCCUACUCCAUCAUACGGGGGGAAUAUUUUGAGCUGAAAGCAACCAUCUUCAACUUCCUGUCUACAUGCAUCAUGGUCAGCGUGACUCCGGCUCCCUCCUUAGAUUAUACCCUCACCACACUUCGUGGUGAGCCAUACAGUUCCUGUCUGUGUGGCAACGAGCGCAAGACUGUCAGGUGGACUAUGGCUCCCUCAACCUUAGGAGUUGUCAAUGUGACCGUGACCGCUGAGGCUGUGCCGUCCCGAGCCCUUUGUAACAAUGAGAUUGCGAACGUGCCAGAAAGAGGUCGUGUCGAUGUCGUCACACGAACGCUCAUUGUGAAGGCUGAAGGCUCUGAGAUGACAAAGACCUACAAUUGGUUGCUGUGCCCCAAAGGAGAAACUCUGAAGGAAGAAGAAGAGAUACAACUCCCCAGCAACGUGAUUGAAGGAUCAGCCCAUGGCUCAGUAUCUGUCCUAGGUGACAUCUUGGGCCGGGCCUUGAAGAAUCUCGAAGGACUGUUGAGGAUGCCGCAUGGAUGCGGCGAGCAAAACAUGGCGCUCUUAGCUCCUAAUGUUUACAUCCUCCAGUAUCUUCAACAGACACAGCAGCUGACACCAGCCAUCAAAGAAAAGACUCUCAAGUUCCUGACUAGUGGUUACCAGAGGGAACUUAACUACAAGCAUGACAGUGGAGGAUACAGCACUUUUGGAACAGGAGAGGAGAACACUUGGUUGACUGCUUUCGUGAUGAGAGUCUUUGCCAAAGCAACAUCGUUUAUUUACAUUGACCCUGCUACUGUGGAAGAUUCCGAGGAAUGGCUGAAAGACAAACAAAAAGACAAUGGUUGUUUCCAACAGUCAGGGAGACUUUUUCAUAACAGAAUGAAGGGCGGUGUUUCGGAUGAAGUGACCCUCAGUGCUUACAUCACAGCUGCCUUUUUGGAGAAGGGUAUGCCUGUAGAUGAUCCCGUGGUGACCAAGAGUCUGUCUUGCCUCAAGGAGGCCAUCAAUGGCCUGGACAACACUUACACGACAGCUCUGAUGGCCUACGUCUUUACCUUGGCUAAUGAUCAGGAGACCCGUGCUCAGCUUCUGGAGCACUUAGACCAAAAUAAGAUACAAGAAGGUGGUCUCAUUUACUGGUCUCAAACAUCAUCAGAGACCUCAGCCUCUCUGUCUGUGGAGAUCAGCUCCUACGUGCUGCUGGCCAAACUUCAUGAAAAUCUUUCCGUUGAAGACCUGGGUUACGCCUCUGCAAUCGUCAGAUGGCUGACAAAGCAGCAGAACCCAUAUGGAGGUUUUGCUUCUACCCAGGACACAGUGGUGGCCCUCCAGGCUCUCUCUCUUUACUCCACUCUGGUGUUCAGUCCAGGUGGUUCAAGCAAAGUGACAGUGACGUCUCCCAGCGGUCAGAUGACAUUUGAUAUCAACCAGAAUAACAAACUGCUCUACCAGGAGCAGCUGCUGAAGGAGGUCACAGGAAAGUACAAUGUGAUGGUGACGGGAUCUGCGUGCGUUGCCGUGCAGAUUUCUCUGUUUUACAACAUCCCGACACCCACCGAUGUCACAACUCUCAGCGUCAGUGUGAAGACAGAAGCUAACUGCAGGAGCCUAUCUGACAGACACAAACUCACCCUGAAUCUAAAAUCCCUAUACAGCGGGAAAGAGAGCAGCACCAACAUGGUGAUCCUGGAAAUCAAUCUGCUGUCUGGAUUUAAAGCUCAGCCACAGUCUUUGGAGGAACUCAAAGGUGGCGUGCUGGUUGAUCGAAUUGAGGAGAAGGAAAACCAGGUGCUCGUGUAUCUGGAUGAGCUACCGAAGGACAAACCGAUUUACCACAGCUUGGAGUUAGUACAAGACAUCUCAGUGCAGGGCCUGAAACCAGCUGUGGUCAAGAUCUACGACUAUUACCAGACAAAUGACCAAGCUGAGGCAACCUACAAUUACCCUUGUGUGGAAGGUUGAAGCCAGUCUUGAUUUCGGCUCAGGACCUGUACGUCUCCAUGUCUAUUUGUGGAGUGAUUCACACAGUUGACACUUUGUGCAGAGCAUUUUAAAUGACUACUGUGUAAUACUCACAUUGAC
Messenger RNA from Entelurus aequoreus (snake pipefish), 4863 nucleotides. Its product is annotated as alpha-2-macroglobulin-like. The record is from RefSeq and is a predicted model, not a curated record. Gene Ontology annotation, molecular function: endopeptidase inhibitor activity. The coding region runs from base 1 to 4743 and encodes 1580 amino acids. The transcript is spliced from 37 exons. Lineage: Eukaryota; Metazoa; Chordata; Actinopteri; Syngnathiformes; Syngnathidae. Gene Ontology annotation, cellular component: extracellular region.